AGCAUUUCCAAACAGAGCAACUACAACCACUUCAAACAUCCUAAACUCCCUCCAACCCUGGCUAUUCACACGCUUCAGUUCACAACUUCCAUCCAGAAUCCUACUUCUCCGAUUGUCCUCAUGGGGAAGGUAUGCUAUUUCCUUCAUCCUACAAUAUGCUUCUCACUGACUCUAUCCAUAUUCUUCUCAUCCUUCAAGAGCCAAGUCAAAUCUUUCUUCUUCCAAUAAGCCUUCCUUGUUACACUCAGAAAUGGAAUGAAUCCCCAAGAUGGCUUAAGGAUGCCCUUCUGUUUUGGAAUGCUUUAUCUUGGUGUAUAUCAAGGUUGGUUCAGUUUACCAGAGAAAAGAUGCCAGGGUCUCAUUCUGUCACCCAAGCUGGAGUCCAGUGACAUGGUCACAGCUCACUGAAGCCUCAACCUCCUUGGCUCAAGCAAUCCUUUCACCUCAGCCUUCUAAGUAGCUAGGAGCACAGUGUCAUAAAGAAGAAUAUUUGAAGCUCUAUAAAUAUGUUGCUUUACAUGGCAAAAAGGACUUUGCAGAUCUGAGUACACUGGAUUAUCUGGGUGGGCACAGUGUAAUCACAAGGGGCUUUCUAAGAAGGAAGAAGGAGGGUUUGAGACAGAAAAACUGGAAGAAGUUAUAACAUUGGCUUUGAAGAUGGAAGAUGGGGACACAAGUCAAGGAAUUCAGGUGGCCUCUAGAAGCCUGAAAAGUCAAAGAAAUGAAUUCUCCCCUAGAGCCUGAAGAAGGAACACAGCCCUGCUGACAGCUUGGUUUUAGGAUUUCUGACCUCCAGACUAAGUGAUGCCACCAAAAAGAAAUGAAAAAUACAAACUUCCUAUUCCACUUCCAGAAGGCAAGGUUCUGGAUGAUAUGGAAGGCAAUCAGUGGGUACUGGGCAAGAAGAUUGGCUCUGGAGGAUUUGGAUUGAUAUAUUUAGCUUUCCCCACAAAUAAACCAGAGAAAGAUGCAAGACAUGUAGUAAAAGUGGAAUAUCAAGAAAAUGGCCCGUUAUUUUCAGAACUUAAAUUUUAUCAGAGAGUUGCAAAAAAAGACUGUAUCAAAAAGUGGAUAGAACGCAAACAACUUGAUUAUUUAGGAAUUCCUCUGUUUUAUGGAUCUGGUCUGACUGAAUUCAAGGGAAAAAGUUACAGAUUUAUGGUAAUGGAAAGACUAGGAAUAGAUUUACAGAAGAUCUCAGGCCAGAAUGGUACCUUUAAAAAGUCAACUGUCCUGCAAUUAGGUAUCCGAAUGUUGGAUGUACUGGAAUAUAUACAUGAAAAUGAAUAUGUUCAUGGUGAUAUAAAAGCAGCAAAUCUACUUUUGGGUUACAAAAAUCCAGACCGGGUUUAUCUUGCAGAUUAUGGACUUUCCUACAGAUAUUGUCCCAAUGGGAACCACAAACAGUAUCAGGAAAAUCCUAGAAAAGGCCAUAAUGGGACAAUAGAGUUUACCAGCUUGGAUGCCCACAAGGGAGUAGCCCUGUCCAGACGAAGUGACGUUGAGAUCCUCGGCUACUGCAUGCUGCGGUGGUUGUGUGGGAAACUUCCCUGGGAACAGAACCUGAAGGACCCUGUGGCUGUGCAGACUGCUAAAACAAAUCUGUUGGACGAGCUCCCCCAGUCAGUGCUUAAAUGGGCUCCUUCUGGAAGCAGUUGCUGUGAAAUAGCCCAAUUUUUGGUAUGUGCUCAUAGUUUAGCAUAUGAUGAAAAGCCAAACUAUCAAGCCCUCAAGAAAAUUUUGAACCCUCGUGGAAUACCUUUAGGACCACUGGACUUUUCCACAAAAGGACAGAGUAUAAAUGUCCAUGCUCCAAACAGUCAAAAAGUUGAUUCACAAAAGGCUGCAACAAAGCAAGUCAACAAGGCACACAAUAGGUUAAUCGAAAAAAAAGUCCACAGUGAGAGAAGCGCUGAGUCCUGUGCAACAUGGAAAGAAGUGCAAAAAGAGGAGAAACUGACUGGAUUGAUGAACAAUGAAGCAGCUCAGGAAAGCACAAGGAGAAGACAGAAAUAUCAAGAGUCUCAAGAACCUCUGAAUGAAGUAAACAGUAAAAUCAGCUAUACACAAUUCCCAAACUCAUUUUAUGAACGUCAUCAAGAUUUUACCAGUCCAGAUAUAUUCAAGAAGUCAAGAUCUCCAUCUUGGUAUAAAUACACUUCCACAGUCAGCACGGGGAUCACAGACUUAGAAAGUUCAACUGGACUUUGGCCUACAACUUCCCAGUUUACUCUUAGUGAAGAGACAAACGCAGAUGUUUAUUAUUGCAUCAACAUACUUGUCCUUUUGAUGUUAGUAUUUCUUGCUUUAUUUUUUCUCUGAAGAUAUCAAAAUUCCUUUUGAUAAUUUUUUAAGUUUCCAGCUCUUCACUGAAAUGUUAUAUUCUUAUUUCAGUAUUUCCUUCCAGACAUUUUUAAGGUAAUUGGCUUUAAAAAGAGAACAUAUUUUAACAAAGUUUGUGGACACUCUAAAAAAUAAAAUUGCUUUGUACUAGAAA
Molecule: messenger RNA, 2497 nt
Organism: Pongo pygmaeus (Bornean orangutan)
Lineage: Eukaryota; Metazoa; Chordata; Mammalia; Primates; Hominidae
Gene: VRK2
Product: VRK serine/threonine kinase 2
Exons: 16
Coding region: 805-2322 (505 amino acids)
Biological process (GO): protein phosphorylation
Molecular function (GO): protein kinase activity; ATP binding
Source: RefSeq, a predicted model, not a curated record